This is a messenger RNA of Daphnia pulicaria, 1221 nucleotides long. It is a transcript of the gene Wbp2, whose product is annotated as WW domain-binding protein 2-like. Gene Ontology annotation, cellular component: nucleus. The coding region runs from base 105 to 878 and encodes 257 amino acids. The transcript has 7 exons. Gene Ontology annotation, molecular function: transcription coactivator activity; chromatin DNA binding. The record is from RefSeq and is a predicted model, not a curated record. NCBI's taxonomy places the organism in Eukaryota, Metazoa, Arthropoda, Branchiopoda, Diplostraca, Daphniidae. Gene Ontology annotation, biological process: positive regulation of DNA-templated transcription.
CUAUCCGAUUUCGUCAUAUUCUCGAAAACACUCAUAACAUUGAAACGUCGUGUCAUUGUCGUGCAUCCUCUAUUCUGGUAACUGGUAAAAUACGAAAUCGAAGAAUGUCUCUCAAUACUGCUCACGCAAAUAACGGUGUGCUGAUUUAUGCUGGAGAAUGUAUUCUGCUGUAUUGCGACAACGUCGUAAUGGAGUUCAGCGGGCAAGAUAGACCAGAGUUUAAGGGUGAUAAAGCAGGAAGGCUCUACUUGACCACUCACAGGAUGAUCUUUAACAGUUCGACAACAAAAGAUCCUCUCCAAAGCUUCAGCUUUCCGUUUUGCACCAUGAAAGAUGUUGAACUGGAACAACCCAUGUUUGGAGCAAACUACAUCAAAGGAAAAGUUCGUGCCCAGCCAAAUGGUGGAUGGGUUGGAGAAGUCAAGUUCAAGCUUCACUUCAAACAUGGUGGAGCCAUUGAAUAUGGCCAAGCUAUGUUGCAAGCUGCAAGUAUAACCAAACGUAAUCAUCAAUAUUCUGAUGAGCCACCUGCCUAUCAGCCUCCAUCUGGACCAUGGCAUAACGCUCCACCACCAGCUUAUUCUACUCCUAAUGGUGGUUAUUAUGGAUGGGUGCCUCCACCCACAAAUGCAUUUCCCAAUGCUCCUCCAGCAAAUUCAGUUUUCAUGACUGACAUGCCUCCUCCAUACCCUGGAAUUUAUCCUGCAAAUGCUAAUAAUGGAUACGCACCAUCUUCAAAUGAUGCCAAGGCUGCCGAAGCUGCUGCAAGCGGAACUGCCUACUACGAUCCCAAUACGCAUUAUGCUUACGUUCCUCCAGCAUAUUCCAACGAUGCCCCGCCCAGCUAUGAGGAGAGCAAGGACAAGAAAUUCAAAUAAAGAGCAUCCAAAUUGGCAACAUUCACGGUCGGCAAAUUUUUCUCUAUUCCCUAAUAUACUUCACAUCUAUUUAAGAAAAUUAUAGUUGUGUGUAUUUGAUGUCGAUCUGAUAUAUCACGCUAUAGCAUUCCUUAUUCCCGUUUCACCGAGAAUUUAUAUCUACUAGUUGAUUUUUUUUGCGUUUAAUCUCUAGUCGUUUCCCGACCGUUCAUCUUGUAGUUUUUUUUUUUUUUUUUCCUGAAUAUUAUGAUCGUCCCACUCGAUUUUAGAUCGUUUCCGGCUCUUGUAUUCUGUGAAAGAAAACUUUUUUCCAUCCUGGAAUAGAGUAUGUAUCGCGCUUCAA